Messenger RNA from Macadamia integrifolia, 1395 nucleotides. RefSeq names its product GDSL esterase/lipase At5g03980-like. The coding region runs from base 191 to 1321 and encodes 376 amino acids. The transcript has 4 exons. The record is from RefSeq and is a predicted model, not a curated record. Gene Ontology annotation, molecular function: hydrolase activity, acting on ester bonds. NCBI's taxonomy places the organism in Eukaryota, Viridiplantae, Streptophyta, Magnoliopsida, Proteales, Proteaceae.
CAGAAAACACAGGAAGGGAGAAGAAGGAUUAAUCCUAAAUAACCUCUGAUUACAAUUCCUUCUCAGAUUGAUACUAUGAUUCACUCCCCCGCAAGUUCUUGGAUCCUCUCUAUAAAUAAGAACACGUACCAGUCCAGUUGUUGUGUAUCUGAGUUUUAUAAUUCAUCGUCUUCAGUAGCUACAAGCGACAAUGGCCUCUCAAACAAACUUAUUGAUCUUAUUCUCCUUCCUUGUCAUAGCCAACUCUCUCUUUCUUCUUCCCCUUCCUUCUUCUGCUACUCUCAUCAGUUUAUGCUCUCCCAGUGCCAUUUAUAAUCUGGGUGAUUCAAUAUCUGAUACUGGCAAUCUUAUCCGUGAAACUACAUCUCCAGCGGCUUCUAUGUUUGCCCACCUUCCCUAUGGUAUCUCUUUCUUUGGAAAUCAGCCUACGGGACGAUGUUCCAAUGGUCUUCUUAUGAUUGACUAUCUUGCUUUGUCUCUUCGUCUUCCUCUUCUUAAUCCUUACUUGGAAAAGGAUUCUGAUUUUAGUCAUGGCGUAAAUUUCGCAGUAGCUGGUUCCACUGCGCUCAAUUCUUCCCUCCUUGCAGAGAACAAUAUUAAUUCUCCAGUAACUAAUAGUUCUCUCUCUAUCCAACUCAGUUGGCUCAAGUCUCACCUCAAUUCAACUUGUUACACAGACUGUGAGGAACAGCUUAAAAAAUCAAUUUUCUUUGUGGGGGAGAUAGGUGGUAAUGAUUAUAAUUAUGCCUUCUUCCAAGGGAAAACCAUGGAGGACCUACAAAACAGUUUGGUGCCUCAUGUUAUUCAAUCCAUCAAAACAACUGCUAUGGAAGUUAUAAAACUUGGUGCAACUCGAGUGGUAAUUCCAGGGAAUUUCCCAAUUGGGUGUUUCCCAAUUUAUCUCACAAUAUUCCAAAUCAAUGAUACCGCAGCUUACGACGAAUUCAAGUGUCUGAAAGGCUUAAACAACUUUGCAAUGUUUCACAAUGAUCAGCUCCAACAAGCCUUGCAACAAUUGAGAGAUGAAUACCCAAAUGUUGAUAUAGUUUAUGCUGAUUAUUACAAUGCAUUUAAAUGGGUCUUUGACAAAGCUCCUUUGCUUGGGCUUGACAUGGACUCUCUACAAAAAGCUUGUUGUGGAAGUGGAGGGCAAUAUAAUUUUGAUCCAAGGAAUGUAUGUGGAACUCCAGAGGUUACAGUGUGUUCCAUUCCUGAUACACACAUCAGUUGGGAUGGCAUUCAUUUGACAGAGAAGGCAUACAGGAACAUGGCAAAUUGGUUGAUUCGAGAUCUUACACCAAAACUUAAUUGUUUAUUUUAGGAUUUCUUUCAUUUAUUAUUUUGUGAUUAAAUGUUUAAAAGAUCUUAUCAAUGGAUCGUAAAUUUAUUUUUAGA